This is a messenger RNA of Corylus avellana, 723 nucleotides long. NCBI's taxonomy places the organism in Eukaryota, Viridiplantae, Streptophyta, Magnoliopsida, Fagales, Betulaceae. The record is from RefSeq and is a predicted model, not a curated record.
AAAUUUUUGCUUUGAAUUUUUCCUUAUCCAUUCCAAAAUUCCAAUUCUGAGAUUGGGGUAUAAUUGUCUUUUGAAACUUCGGAAGGGCAUGACAUACAUCCGAGGCGCCAAAACGCCUUAUCCCUUCCUCCCCAUUCCCUCCAAUUCUCUUCCGGUAUCUUCACUCGUGUCGAUGGCAAUGGCAGCGACUGUACACUCCGUCUUUGCAAACAUUCCCCAUAUCAAUUCCGGAAGGACAAAGGCCCUGACUCGGCGCCACUCGCGACUGAACUCGGUGAGUUGCUGCCAGGGAAUCGCCGAGCAGACCCAGCGAGUGACACUCAGGAAGGGGAACGAUUCCCUGGACAUAUGCCGAGUCCUCAAUGGGAUGUGGCAGACCAGUGGCGGUUGGGGCCGAAUCGAUCGAGACGACGCCGUUGAGGCCAUGCUCCGCUACGCUGACGCCGGACUCUCCACUUUCGACAUGGCCGAUAUCUGAUGGAUACUUGAAAAUGCUGAAUAACAUUUAUUUUAAACAAGAGAUAAAUAAGAGAUGGAUGAAUAUUAUAUUUCUCAAAAGUUAUAUGACAAUCUUAUAAAAUUCUAACCCUCUCCAUUUCCUUUUAAAUGGAGAUUGAUCCUUUUGGAAGAAAUGCAAGUAGAGAAAUCAUAUGUUAAAAUGUAAAUAUUUGUACUUUGAAAAUUUCCUUAUCCAUUCCAAAAUUUCAAUUCCGACAUAAAAAA